Messenger RNA from Penaeus indicus, 1174 nucleotides. Its product is annotated as glucose-6-phosphate isomerase-like. The annotation marks the transcript as partial. Gene Ontology annotation, cellular component: cytosol. Lineage: Eukaryota; Metazoa; Arthropoda; Malacostraca; Decapoda; Penaeidae. The transcript is spliced from 8 exons. The record is from RefSeq and is a predicted model, not a curated record. Gene Ontology annotation, molecular function: monosaccharide binding; carbohydrate derivative binding; glucose-6-phosphate isomerase activity. Gene Ontology annotation, biological process: glycolytic process; gluconeogenesis; glucose 6-phosphate metabolic process.
UGAAGUGGAUACAUAUAGAGCUCUUCUGUUAAGUGGUACUUCUUUCUACAAGUUUAGACAUUGCAAGAUGGGCAACGCGAGCAGCCCGUGUCAGGCCGGACGGAAGGGCUCAGUCGGCGGCCGGCAAUCAGCAGACAUGGAGGGCAAGGCUUUUCUCACCGAAGAGGCAGCGUACAAAAACCUGCAGGACUACUACAACAAGAAUGGCAGCAAACUCGUCAUUAAUCAGUUAUUCAAGGAAGACCCGGAUAGAUUCAAGAAGUAUAGCGUAACAGUGCCGACUCCUGAGGAUGGGGAAAUUUUGUUUGAUUUCAGCAAAAAUCGUAUCAAUGAUGAGGUCCUUAAAUUACUGCUAGACUUGGCCCAUGCAAGAAAUGUUGAAAAGUCGAGGGAUGCCAUGUUUUCCGGUGAAAAGAUCAACUUCACUGAAAACCGUGCUGUCCUUCACAUUGCCCUCCGUAACCGAUCUAAUGCACCAGUCAUGGUUGAUGGAAGUGAUGUAAUGCCUGCAGUUAAUGCUGUUUUGGCACACAUGAAAGAUUUUUGCGGCAGGGUUAUUUCAGGUGAAUGGAAAGGCUACACUGGUAAAUCUAUCACUGAUGUUGUUAAUAUUGGUAUUGGAGGCUCAGAUCUGGGACCACUGAUGGUGACAGAAGCAUUGAAACCUUACGCCAUUGGACCCAAUGUCCAUUUUGUGUCCAAUAUUGAUGGGACACACAUGGCAAAGACCUUGAAGUUAUUGAAUGCUGAGACCACCCUCUUCAUCAUUGCCUCCAAGACUUUUACAACACAGGAGACCAUCACUAAUGCAACUUCAGCCAAGAAAUGGUUCCUUGAUGCUGCAAAAGAUCCUUCAGCUGUGGCCAAGCACUUCAUUGCGCUGUCAACCAAUGGUCCAAAAGUGAAGGAUUUCGGCAUUGAUGAAGCAAAUAUGUUUGAAUUCUGGGAUUGGGUUGGUGGCCGGUACUCUCUGUGGUCUGCUAUUGGAAUGUCCAUUGCCGUCCACAUUGGAUUUGACAACUUUGAAAAGCUGUUGGCUGGUGCUCAUUUUAUGGACAAUCAUUUCAAGACUGCCCCUCUGGAGAAGAACAUUCCUGUAUUGCUUGCACUUCUUGGUGUAUGGUACCAUAAUUUCUAUGGUGCUGAAACCCAUGCCUUGUUGCCAUAUGACCAG